AUGCCGCUCUUCGCCACCAACCCCUUCGACCAGGAUGUGGAGAAAGCAACCAGUGAGAUGAACACUGCAGAAGACUGGGGCCUCAUCUUAGACAUCUGUGAUAAAGUUGGACAGUCACGCACAGGGCCUAAGGACUGUCUCCGUUCUAUUAUGAAGAGAGUGAACCAUAAAGAUCCCCAUGUUGCUAUGCAGGCAUUAACACUUCUAGGAGCAUGUGUAUCAAACUGCGGUAAAAUCUUUCAUUUAGAAGUCUGUUCAAGAGAUUUUGCCAGUGAAGUAAGCAAUGUGUUGAAUAAGGGUCAUCCAAAAGUUUGUGAAAAGCUGAAAGCUCUUAUGGUGGAAUGGACUGAUGAAUUCAAGAAUGACCCACAGCUUAGUUUAAUAUCUGCUAUGAUAAAAAAUCUUAAGGAGCAAGGAGUUACUUUCCCAGCUAUUGGUUCACAGGCUGCUGAACAGGCAAAAGCAAGUCCGGCUCUGGUUGCCAAAGAUCCUGGUACAGUAGCCAACAAAAAGGAAGAGGAGGAUUUAGCUAAAGCUAUUGAACUGUCACUGAAAGAACAAAGGCAACAGCAAACAACACUUUCCAGUUUGUAUCCGAGCACCUCAAGCCUUUUAACAAAUCACAAACAUGAGGGCCGAAAGGUUCGUGCAAUCUAUGAUUUUGAGGCUGCUGAAGACAACGAAUUAACUUUUAAAGCUGGAGAACUUAUAACUAUCCUUGAUGACAGUGAUCCAAAUUGGUGGAAAGGUGAAACUCAUCAGGGUAUAGGAUUGUUUCCAUCUAAUUUUGUAACAGCUGAUCUUUCUGCUGAGCCAGAAAUGAUGAAAGCUGAGAAGAAAACAGUGCAGUUCAGUGAUGAAGUUCAAGUAGAGACAAUAGAACCUGAGCCUGAACCAGUUUAUAUUGAUGAAGAUAAAAUGGACCAACUCUUGCAGAUGUUACAAAGUGCAGAUCCAUCUGAUGACCAGCCAGACCUCCCAGAAUUGCUUCAUCUUGAGGCAAUGUGCCACCAGAUGGGACCUCUCAUAGAUGAAAAGUUGGAAGAUAUAGACAGGAAACAUUCAGAACUUUCAGAGCUCAAUGUUAAAGCAAUGGAGGCUCUUUCCUUGUAUAACAAAUUGAUGAAUGAAGACCCAAUGUAUUCCAUGUAUGCAAAACUACAAAACCAACAGUAUUAUAUGCAGUCAUCUGGUGUUUCUGGCUCUCAGGUUUUUCCAGGGCAACCUCAAAGUAAUGCAUAUUUGGUGGCAGGGAGUGCACAGAUGGGCCAUGUUCAAGGCUAUAAUCUUCCUCCUGAACAACUCUCUUCUCUCAGCCAAGGCACAGUUACUCCAUCUGCCAGCUCAGUACUGCCUGGUCAGCCUGCACAGACAUCUUACACAAAUGCAAUGGUUGGCUCUGUUGCUGGAAAUACUUAUUCUAACCAGGCUUCAGUGUAUAGUCCACCACCUGCUACUGUUGAUGUUGCUGCUUAUCAGAACGCUGGAACUAAUAUGUCCCAGGUGCCAAACUAUAACUUAGCAUCUACACCUCUGCCACAGACAGCAGGCAGUCAACAAGCACCUCCACAACAACCACAGCCUCCGCCACCUCAACAACCACAGCAUAGUUACUCACAGAAGGCUCUGCUAUAGGAUCCAGGACUGCUGAUUCCUAAUCUUCUUUAACCUCUGCUAAAGGCAGUUGGCAAUUCUAUGAGUUUCUUCCUUUAAUCUCUUAAACUUUGUUUAUCCUCAGCUUAAUAAGAAUCUAUCUUGGUGAACAAGUUCAAU
This is a messenger RNA of Gymnogyps californianus (California condor), 1773 nucleotides long. It is a transcript of the gene STAM, whose product is annotated as signal transducing adaptor molecule. Bases 1 to 1635 code for a protein of 544 amino acids. Gene Ontology annotation, cellular component: ESCRT-0 complex. The record is from RefSeq and is a predicted model, not a curated record. Gene Ontology annotation, biological process: protein transport to vacuole involved in ubiquitin-dependent protein catabolic process via the multivesicular body sorting pathway. Lineage: Eukaryota; Metazoa; Chordata; Aves; Accipitriformes; Cathartidae. The transcript has 14 exons. Gene Ontology annotation, molecular function: phosphatidylinositol binding; ubiquitin binding.